Molecule: messenger RNA, 4781 nt
Organism: Paramecium sonneborni
Lineage: Eukaryota; Ciliophora; Oligohymenophorea; Peniculida; Parameciidae
Source: the annotation of a GenBank genome assembly
AUGAAAAAUGUAAGAGAAAGUAAUUCAUUUAGUAGAUUCAAGACUAGAUAAAAGUCAAGAGACAAUGAUUAAAAUUCUCAAAUUCUGAAAUUGUAAAGUUAAUAGAAUGUUAAAAGUAAAACAAGAAGUCUAUAUUUAGAAUUGCCCCCAAAGGCUCAACAAGUGAGUUUCCAUCUCUUACCAGAGAGCUAUUAAAGACCUAAGACAAAAUCAAUGGUAUAAUAAGUAAUACAAGUAUAAUAAUAUCUAAAUGAUUAAUUAGAAACCUUCAAAAAAAGUAUUAAAUGAUACUCAUAAUUAUUUAUCGACCAAAUAUUAGACAAAUAAACUUAUCAAACAAAAUAUUUUUGCAAAGAAUCAUUCUAAAAAAAUGCAUUACGUUAGUUAUUAUCAUUGUAAUAGAAACAUACUUAUAAUUAUUUAGAUGAUAGUGUAUAAAAUGAGAAUGAUGAGUUUUGUAUGCAUUUUAAUAACAUGUCUAACGUUUCCUUAGAUGCUGAAGGUAAAAAUGUUAAAUUUAUGUUAGCACGUGCUAAUAAAUUGCACUCUGAUAAAUCUUAAGAAAUAAUUGAAGGUAAGAAGCUUUUAAGUUUGGGUUAAACAGAAGAAGCUUAAAAAUUAUUUGAAGAAAUUCUCUAAGCAAGCAAUAAUCCUGAAGCACGAUAUUUAAAUGGCUUAUGUCAUUUAAGUAAAUCUGAAUUUUCAGAUGCCAUAGCUGAUUUAAAUCUUUUGAUUUAGCAACAACCUCUUUAUAAAAGAAAUGCUUAUAUUCUUUUAGCCAUUGCUUUUAAAAAAUCAAAUUGCCCAAAUGAUGCAUUAAAUAUUGUAUCAACAUUAACUUAAAUUAUAGUUAACUCUAGCUAUUAAACAAUUUAACAAAUAUUUUGAUGCUUACAUAUAUAGAGGUAAAUUAUUAUUGAAAUUGAAAUAAUUUGAUCGUGCUUUGAAAGAUUUUACAAGUGCUAUUGAAAUACAGCCAAAAAAAGCAAUUGCUUAUAUUGGAUAAGCUGAUUGUUAUAGAUAUAUGAAUCAACCAAAAUAAAGUGUCGAGGCUUGUACUUAAGCUAUUGAAUGUGAAGAUUCAUCUUUCAGAUAAGCCUUAAUAAAAAGAACUCUCUUAUAUAUUGAUUUAAAAGAAUAUGAUUUAGCACUUUUAGAUAUUGAAGCUGUAUUACAUGAAGAUCAUUGUGAUUCUGAAGCUCUUUAUAUCAAAGGUUUCAUUUANUAUAAUAAUAUCAAUAGAUAGAAUGAAAAAUGUAAGAGAAAGUAAUUCAUUUAGUAGAUUCAAGACUAGAUAAAAGUCAAGAGACAAUGAUUAAAAUUCUCAAAUUCUGAAAUUGUAAAGUUAAUAGAAUGUUAAAAGUAAAACAAGAAGUCUAUAUUUAGAAUUGCCCCCAAAGGCUCAACAAGUGAGUUUCCAUCUCUUACCAGAGAGCUAUUAAAGACCUAAGACAAAAUCAAUGGUAUAAUAAGUAAUACAAGUAUAAUAAUAUCUAAAUGAUUAAUUAGAAACCUUCAAAAAAAGUAUUAAAUGAUACUCAUAAUUAUUUAUCGACCAAAUAUUAGACAAAUAAACUUAUCAAACAAAAUAUUUUUGCAAAGAAUCAUUCUAAAAAAAUGCAUUACGUUAGUUAUUAUCAUUGUAAUAGAAACAUACUUAUAAUUAUUUAGAUGAUAGUGUAUAAAAUGAGAAUGAUGAGUUUUGUAUGCAUUUUAAUAACAUGUCUAACGUUUCCUUAGAUGCUGAAGGUAAAAAUGUUAAAUUUAUGUUAGCACGUGCUAAUAAAUUGCACUCUGAUAAAUCUUAAGAAAUAAUUGAAGGUAAGAAGCUUUUAAGUUUGGGUUAAACAGAAGAAGCUUAAAAAUUAUUUGAAGAAAUUCUCUAAGCAAGCAAUAAUCCUGAAGCACGAUAUUUAAAUGGCUUAUGUCAUUUAAGUAAAUCUGAAUUUUCAGAUGCCAUAGCUGAUUUAAAUCUUUUGAUUUAGCAACAACCUCUUUAUAAAAGAAAUGCUUAUAUUCUUUUAGCCAUUGCUUUUAAAAAAUCAAAUUGCCCAAAUGAUGCAUUAAAUAUUGUAUCAACAUUAACUUAAAUUAUAGUUAACUCUAGCUAUUAAACAAUUUAACAAAUAUUUUGAUGCUUACAUAUAUAGAGGUAAAUUAUUAUUGAAAUUGAAAUAAUUUGAUCGUGCUUUGAAAGAUUUUACAAGUGCUAUUGAAAUACAGCCAAAAAAAGCAAUUGCUUAUAUUGGAUAAGCUGAUUGUUAUAGAUAUAUGAAUCAACCAAAAUAAAGUGUCGAGGCUUGUACUUAAGCUAUUGAAUGUGAAGAUUCAUCUUUCAGAUAAGCCUUAAUAAAAAGAACUCUCUUAUAUAUUGAUUUAAAAGAAUAUGAUUUAGCACUUUUAGAUAUUGAAGCUGUAUUACAUGAAGAUCAUUGUGAUUCUGAAGCUCUUUAUAUCAAAGGUUUCAUUUAUACUAAAAAAUGUAAAUUAUUGUAUCUAUAUUUAUUUUAGAUUAAAUUUAAGAAGCUUUCCUAGCUUAUGAAUAAUCAAUUAAACAUAAUAAUUCAAAAAAAGCUGUUUCUAAAUCUCUAUAUGAAAUCACUAAAAUUAAAAUUGAAUAAAGAGAUUUUUAUGAAGCAUUUUAUCAGUUAAGUCGUGCUGAUUAUUUAGAUGUAGAUGAGAAAAUCUUAGAGAAAUUCAAAAUAUUUACUGAUGGAGUUACAUUUUUAAUGAAACGUAAAUUUGAUGAAGGUGUUGAGGCUUUAACAACAAUCAUUAAUAAACAUUAAAUUACAGAUUUUUUAAAACCUCUUAUUUAUUAAUAUAGAGCAUAUGGAUAUUUCUGUUAAUCAUAGUAUUAGAAGUCUCUUAAUGAUCUAAAUUAAUUAACUUCCCUUGAAAAACCCUCCAUUUAUAAUAAAUUAAUUGCUGAAGGAAUUCUUGCUGCUAUUGCUAAUUAAUUUGAAUUAUCUUAAGGAUACUUUUUAAAAGCAUAAAAAUUAAUACCUAAUAAAAUGGAACCUUAUUUUUAUAAAGCUACAACACUGGUUAAAUUUUAUAGUUAACUUAUUCUAAAAGAUGAUACUGAAAAAAAAAAUAAAUUUUUAAAUGAUGCUCUGAAAUAUAUGGAUAUAGCAGUUAAAAUUAAUGAGCAAUCUAAUCUCUUAUUUUAUAGAGGAAUUGUAUUAUUUGCAUAAGGAAGAUUAGAUGAAUCUUUAAUUGAUUUAGAUAAAGCUAUAGAAAAAUCAGAAGAUCAUGUAGCAAAACAUUUUUAUGUAAGAGGCUUAAUACAAGCCUGUAGGAAUGCAUUUGAACUUGCUCUUAAUGAUUUAACAAUCACAAUAAAUCUUGAUGAAAAAUUCGUAGAUGCUUAUUUAAAUAGAGCAAAAAUAUUUCUAUAAUUGGGAGAUAGAAAAAAUGCAUAUUAUGAUGCUUAAAAAUAUAAAGAAUGUAAAUAGACUGAUGCUUAAACUGACAUUUUAAUAGGAAAUUUAUUUUUUUAAAUUGGAGCUUAUGAAGAUGCUAUUUAAUCAUAUUCAGAUAGCAUCAGCUCUGAAAAAAGUUUACAAGUUUUAUAUUAUAGAGCUAAAACUUAUAUUCUAAUUAAAGAAUUAAAUAGUUCUAUGCUUGAUCUAUAAAAAAUAGUUGAAUAAUCAAAUGAUAUUCAUGCUAUUGUAGACUUAAAUAUUUUACAGUAAUUAAAAAAUACAUCAACUGCAAAUACUGAUUAAAAUUUAUUUUAAGAAGCUCUACAAUGUAGUAAUCAAAUUUUAAAAAAAGGAGUUGAAGGAAAAAUAUUCAAAAAAUCAGAUAUUUUAUUUUAUAAAGGAUUAUUUUUAUUCUAUUUAAAAUAAUAUGAUAAUGCUUAAUAAGUUUUAAGAGAGUCAUAUAAAAUCAAAGAAGAACAAUAAAAGAAGCAAUUAGGUUCUAUGAAUGAUUCAGACUAAUAAAUUUUAGACUAGUUGAAUCAAACCUAAAAAAAAAAUGAAUAUAAAAGCAAACUUUUGGAAGAAUUCGAAUUCAAUGAUAGAACUUAUAAUUUAUUCGAAUACUAUUUCAAUAGAGCUUCUAUUCAUUUAAUAUUAGGUUAAAUAGAAUAAGCACUUGAUUAUUUAGAAUAAUUACAUGAGAAUAUAGCCUAAUUAGAAAUCUAAGAACAUCUCUCAUUAUUUAUUUAAUUAUUGAAAGAAGAUUAAAAUCCAAAAAGUGAAAUCAAUCCUGAACUUUCCAAACUUACUGAAUUUAUUAUCUUUCCUCAACAUAAUAGAUUAUGCUCAAUCUAUCCAAUGAUCAAAUUACCUCUAAAAAAAUAUAAGUAAAACUUAUAACUAAGAUUAUCUUUUUGUUUACCUACAGUAGAAAUUCCUGAAAUAAAUAUCAAAUUUGAUGAUAAAUUACUAGAAACCAUUAGUGUAAUAAAUUAUAUAUAAUUUUAGCCUACUGUUGUUGAAAAUAAACCUGAAGCUCCUUGGAUUAAAAGAUCAGCAGAAGGAGUCAUUUUUACAGAUAAUGUUCAAAUAGUUGAAGAUUUAGAUCUACAAUCAACCACAAGGCCUUCGAAAAAAUAAACAGAAAUUGAAGAUCCAGAAUUCUUAUAAUUUGAAGAAUAAUUAAAUCAUGCAAUUGAAAAAUAUGAUUAUAGUGAAAUAGAUUAAUAAGAUGAAAUCGUUGAAUAACAAGCUUAAGCAAUAGAUAUACAGUAAAUUAAAUAAAACUUAAUGCUUGAUUCUAAAAUUGCAGACAAAUUAAAUUCUAUUCUAUAAAAAAAAGCUUAAAAUUGA